Plasmodium vivax (malaria parasite P. vivax) is the source of this 1125-nucleotide messenger RNA. RefSeq names its product 30S ribosomal protein S8, putative. Gene Ontology annotation, molecular function: structural constituent of ribosome. The transcript has 2 exons. The record is from RefSeq and is a predicted model, not a curated record. NCBI's taxonomy places the organism in Eukaryota, Apicomplexa, Aconoidasida, Haemosporida, Plasmodiidae. Bases 199 to 588 code for a protein of 129 amino acids. Gene Ontology annotation, cellular component: ribosome. Gene Ontology annotation, biological process: translation.
CCCUUCACCUCGUCAUCUCCAUUUUGACGAAUGCUACUACGUGGAGGGCCACGUCAGUGUACGCCUCCCCCUCCCCAUGGAAGAGCCAUUUGAAUGAGGAACACCCCAAAGAGGAACAUCCAAAGAGGAACCUUCCCAAAGAGGCCAGAUGCCAAUUUCCCCUCAGCCGCUUAUGCCAAAGAUAUGUAACGAGGCACAAUGCAGAGGGCAUGCGAAAUGGUCGUAUCUUUGCUACGGACGGAUGCCAUGACCCAGAAGUGCCCAUUCCACGUGUUGAACGUCCAGAUACUUGAGUUGUUGCAGAAGGAGGGGCUCAUUAGGGGCUUCUCCCUCAAGGGAACCAAAAUUGACAUUCUGCUUAAACAUUACAAGGGCGCGCCGGUCAUAAGAAACAUUCGAGUCGUUUCGAAGCCAAGCAGAGACAUUUGGUUAACACCCCACGAGUUGAAAUUCCGCACGCGGUUUAACACCGGCCUGUGGGUUAUGCAAACCAGCUGUGGAGUGAUAAGCCACAGGGACUGCAUUCGAAUGGGGGUUGGUGGCAAAAUGCUCUUUGCCGUUAAUAAUGGGUAUCAGCAUUUUUGCUAGUUUUUUUUUUCCUCCUUUUUGUGGAAAAUUUUACAAAAGUGGGGAAUAUCCCCAGUUGCGAUUUUUCUACUUCCAAAAGGGGACCGCACAUGGGGCAUGACACAUGAGGCAUACUCGCAAUUGCGCAGUUUGUGAAGAUGUGCCAAGGGCACACUUAGGUGUGCUUCUUCCCUGGCUCCCUUUUCAUCAACAAGCAGAAAAAAAAAGGACGUCCCUGGUGGUGUUGCAAACGGGGUGCGGCUACUUUCUGUGUGCCAGUUUUGGCAACAAAGGUGAAUUGCGGAGUGAUUUAUUACGCAUAGUGAUUUGCCACACGGGGAGGGGCACAAAAUUUACGAUAAAAAAGGGGGGGGAAAAAGUUUGGCCUCCCCAUAUGUAUGUGUGCACAUGUGCAUGUACACAGUCAACACGUUCCUUCCCUGUGCAAGUUGCCCACUGAGAUAGAAUGCCCCUACGUGGAACACUUGGCAGCAGCGCCCAUUCGAAGGUUCCCUUUUUUUCCCCUUUUGAGGAGGUGGGCCCUGCUGUGCAAAGUUA